GCCAAGCACUCCAGUUGGUACCAGAUGUCAGGUUCCAGAGGCCUGGUCGCAGGGCUGGAAACCACCUGUGGAGCUCUCCCUCCACAAGCUGCAUGGGCAAGAUGUGCUGGCUGCUCCUUUGGGGAGUCCUCCAUACCUGCCCUACACAGGCCUCUGUGCUCUUGGCCCAGCAGCUACCACAGCAAGUGACGUCCCCUGGAUACCCAGAGCCAUAUCUCAAAGGCCAGGAGAGCCACACUGAUAUCGAGGCUCCAGAGGGGUUUGCCGUGAGGCUGGUCUUCCAGGACUUUGAUCUAGAGCCAUCCCCAGACUGUGAAGGGGACUCUGUCACAAUUUCAACCAGAGGAACAGAUGCAAUCCGACUGUGCGGGCAGCACGGUUCCUCUCUGGAGAGCCCUCCUGCUCACAGAGAGUUCGUGUCCUCGGGGAGGAGUUUGCGGCUGACCUUCCGGGCACACUCUGCACCCCAGAACAAGAUCGCACACCUGCACAAGGGCUUCCUGGCUCUCUACCAAGCCGUAGCUGUGACCCAGCCCAAUGGGGACUCUGAGACUGUCACCACACUUGGAACUGACCCUCCCAGGAUCCAGAACUGCUGCCAAGAUCCCUAUUAUGAGGCCAAACAGACAGGGACAUUGAGCUGCCCAUCCUUAGGGACUUGGAAGGACAGACAGGAUGGGGAGGAGAUUCCUCCAUGUGAGCCAGUCUGUGGAAGACCUGUCAUCCCUAUUGUCCAGAACCCGAAGACUUUUGGUUCUUCCCCAGCUAAGCUGGGCAACUUCCCUUGGCAAGCCUUCACCAGUAUCUAUGGCCGUGGGGGCGGAGCCCUGCUGGGUGACAGAUGGAUCCUGACUGCUGCCCAUACCAUCUACCCCAAGGACAGCAUCUAUCUCAGAAAGAACCAGAGUGUGGAAGUGUUUCUCGGUCACACGGACGUAGGCGAGCUGCUGAAACUGGAGAACCAUCCUGUCCGGAGGGUCGUGGUUCACCCAGACUACCGCCAGCACGAGUCCCACAACUUCAACGGGGACAUCGCCCUCCUUGAGCUUCAGCACAGUGUCCCCCUGGGCCCCAACGUCCUCCCAGUCUGUCUGCCCGACAAUGAGACCCUCUACCACAGUGGCCUGUGGGGCUAUGUCAGUGGGUUUGGGAUGGAGAUGGGCUGGUUAACGACAAAGCUGAAAUACUCAAAGCUUCCUGUAGCUCCCAGGGAGGCCUGUCAAGCCUGGCUCCACCAGAGGCAGCGGACUGAGGUGUUUUCUGAGAACAUGUUCUGUGUUGGGGACGAGACUCAGAUGAAUAGUGUCUGCCAAGGAGACAGUGGCAGCGUCUUCGUGGUGUGGGACAAUCGUACUCUUCACUGGGUGGCCACAGGCAUUGUAUCCUGGGGCGUCGGGUGUGGUAAGGGGUACGGCUUCUACACCAAAGUACUCAACUAUGUGGAUUGGAUCAGAAUGGUAAUGGAAGGUAAAGAUUGACCCCAGGGGACUUGAGCAGUGGGCUAGCACUGUGGAGGUCCGAGGAUCCACUUGGGGUCAGGAACCCUAUUUAAGUCACUGAUUCAUCAAACCACCACCCAAGAGGAAGCCUCCUCCCCUGCACCUACACCAUCCCAAAUCGGCAGCACCACCCAGUGCCCCUUCUCACCUUCAGUUUUCCCGGGCUUUGUACCAAGGAAGCCCGCACAUAUAUCUAAGCAAUGUUUGCUUAGGACAUCGUUUUGUUUGUUCAAGGCAGGAUUUCACUCUGUAACCCAGGCUGGCCUCAAACUCAUGACAGUGAUCCUGCUUCCACCACCCAAACACUGGGAUUACGAGCAUGCCCAGAUAAACCUGGCAGUGUCCCCGCGUGCGUC
This is a messenger RNA of Arvicola amphibius (Eurasian water vole), 1855 nucleotides long. RefSeq names its product complement C1r subcomponent like (gene C1rl). The record is from RefSeq and is a predicted model, not a curated record. Gene Ontology annotation, cellular component: blood microparticle. Bases 93 to 1478 code for a protein of 461 amino acids. Gene Ontology annotation, molecular function: serine-type endopeptidase activity. The transcript has 6 exons. Gene Ontology annotation, biological process: zymogen activation. NCBI's taxonomy places the organism in Eukaryota, Metazoa, Chordata, Mammalia, Rodentia, Cricetidae.